Cucurbita maxima (winter squash) is the source of this 3198-nucleotide messenger RNA. RefSeq lists its product as uncharacterized. NCBI's taxonomy places the organism in Eukaryota, Viridiplantae, Streptophyta, Magnoliopsida, Cucurbitales, Cucurbitaceae. The record is from RefSeq and is a predicted model, not a curated record. Bases 1 to 3198 code for a protein of 1065 amino acids. The transcript has 4 exons.
AUGUCGGCGACAAAGUCGACACCCAAAGCACAAGCCGACCGGCUUACGCUAAUAGAGGAGAAAAUGUUGUUCCUCAAAGAAGUCCCUGACACCCUCCACUUCCUCGAAGCACGGGUGACCGAAUUGAGUGAGAAAGUCGUAGAAAUCGACGCAAUGGGCAACCGCCUGGAUGGGUUGCCAAUCGCAGAAUUGAUGUUUCAAGUGACCUCGCUCGAAGAAAGAGUUGCUCCUACGAGCAGCCCAAAACCGUCUGGUAGUCCGGAUAGCUCUGUCGCUCACAAGGAGGGACGUGGCGAAGAGUUCGACGUGCUACAAAAUACAAUGAUGAGCUUGUUCAAUGGACUAGCUGAUGAGUUCAGAACAACAAUCGAUGACAUCCAAGAAAGGAUGGCCUCCAUGGGCACUCGAAUUGAAGUGACCAUGAAAGCCGUGGAGAACGUCACGGCUGGACAAACAAAUACAGGGUCCAACAAACUAAGAUUCCCAGAACCUAGAGCCUUUAAAGGGAAUCGGGACGCCAAAGAGUUAGAAAACUUCAUCUUUGAUGUCGAACAGUACUUCAAAGCCACAACGGCUUGUACUGACGACAAGAAGGUGACCGUAGCUUCGAUGUAUCUCACAGACGACGCCAAACUGUGGUGGCGUACGAAGGUGCAAGACAUCGAGGAUGGAUUGUGCACCAUUGACUCGUGGGAGGACCUUAAGAAAGAGUUGAGGGACCAGUUCCUCCCCGAAAACGCAGGACAUUUAGCAAUGGAAAAGCUAGUAGCCCUGAAACACACUGGAAGCAUACGAGACUAUGUCAGACAGUUCUCAACCCUGAUGCUCGAUAUCAGGGGCACAUCAGAGAAGGACAAGGUGUUCUUCUUUAUAAAUGGGUUGCAACCGUGGGCCAAAACAAAGCUACACGAGAACAAGGUCCAAACCCUAGCCGCCGCAAUGGCCUGUGCCGAGAGACUCCUAGACUAUGGGAACGAAGCGGGAUCCCAAAGGAGAAUAACACCAGCCCCAAACACUGGUGGCAAGCCAUACAAACCACCAAGUCAUCGAAAUGGAAGCCCCAACAGGCCGAACGGAGGUAACGACAGACCAAGCGGAUGGACGGAUAGACCUCCACAGAAUAACCAAGCAGGGACAUCUCGAGGACCUUACCAUCAAAGGAACCACCCGACGACGCCGUUACAAUGCAUGCUCUGUAAAGGUCCCCACAAGGUAUCUUACUGUCCUCAUCGGGCCUCUCUCACUGCGCUCCAAGUGUCCAUUCAAGAGAGCAAUGACGCAAAGGUUGAGACUAUGCUUGACAAGAAGGAAGAUCAAGACAAUCCCCGAAUGGGCGCACUUAAAUUCUUGUCAGCUCUCCAACGGAAGGUCGAACCGAAGGAGAUAGUAGAGAAAGGACUCAUAGUCCCCUUCAAAAUAGGGGAUUGGACAGGAGAGCUAGAUCUUGUCGUAGCUCGCAUGGACGACUUUGACGUGGUACUUGGGAUGGAGUUCCUCCUAGAACACAAAGUUAUCCCAAUGCCGCUGGCAAAAUGCUUAGUGGUCACCGACCGCAACCCCACAGUAAUACCUGCAAGCAUCAAGCAACCGGGUAAUCUUCGAAUGAUCUCGAUCAUACAAUUGAAAAGGGGACUCGCACGAGAGGAACAUACAUUUAUGGCCAUACCACUGAUGGAAGUAGCAACCACCGAAGAAACUGUCCCAAAUGAAAUCAAUGAGGUACUAAACAGCUAUGCUGACAUAAUGUCAGAGAGCUUACCCCAAACAUUACCACCUCGUCGAGCGAAGAACGCAUACCGAAUGGCUCUGCCCGAGCUAGCCGAAUUAAGGAAACAACUUGAUGAGUUGCUGAAGGCGGGAUUCAUCCGCCCGGAAAAAGCACCCUACGAAGCCCCCGUACUAUUCCAGAAGAAGAAGGAUGGGACGUUGCAUCUGUGCAUAGACUAUAGAGCCUUAAACAAGGUGACGGUACGCAACAAAUUUCCACUGCCGAUAAUAUCCGACUUGUUCGACCAACUUCACGGGGCCAAGUACUUCACGAAGUUGGACUUACUAUCAGGGUAUUACCAAGUACGUAUUGCCGAAGGGGACGAGCCCCAGACGACGUGCGUAACAAGAUAUGGGGCCUUCGAAUUCCUAGUAAUGCCCUUUAGCUUGACAAAUGCUCCAGCUACUUUCUGCACGUUGAUGAACCAAGUUUUCUACGAAUACUUGGAUCAGUUUGUCAUAGUAUACCUCGACGACAUAGUGGUUUACAGCACAACCCUAGAGGAACACAAAGUGCACUUGAAGCUGAUUAGUAUGGAUAGCGAUAAGAUAAAAGCUAUCCAAGAAUGGAAGGUUCCUACUUCCGUAUCCGAUUUGCGGUCCUUCUUAGGAUUAGCCAACUACUAUAGGCGGUUCGUCGAAGGGUUUUCACGACGAGCCGCCCCAUUGAAAGAGCUGUUGAAGAAAGACCACCCUUGGUUGUGGUCAAAUGAUUGUCAAAUGGCCUUUGAAGAUCUGAAAACAACCAUGAUGUGGGGUCCUGUCCUCGGAUUGGUAGAUGUUACAAAGCCAUUUGAAAUAGAAACAGACGCUUCUGACUUUGCCCUAGGUGGGGUCCUUAUUCAGGAAGGCCACCCCAUUGCUUUCGAAAGUCGAAAGCUCAAUGACGCCGAACGUAGAUACAUUGUCUCCGAAAAAAAAAUGCUGACAGUAGUCCAUUGCCUUCGAGUUUGGAGACAGUAUCUCUUGGGAUCACAGUUCGUAGUGAAGACGGAUAAUAGUGUCAUUUGCCACUUCUUUGAUCAACCAAAAUUGACGGCAAAACAAGCCCGGUGGCAGGAGUCGUUGGCUAAAUUCGACUUCAAGUUCAAACACAAAGCAGGAAAGAGUAAUCAAGCAGCCGACGCACUGAGUCGGAAGGGCGAACAUGCGGCCCUGUGCAUGUUAGCCCAUAUUCACUCCAGUAAGAUCGAUGGAUCGAUGCGUGACAUCAUCAAGGAACAUUUACAUAAAGACCUAUCGGCCAAAGCCGUCGUCGAACUAGCUAAAGCUAGGAAAACACGACAGUUUUGGGUUGAGGGAGACCUUCUGAUAACAAAAGGAAACAGAUUGAAUGUCCAAAGAACGGGAGAACUGAGGAAGAAGCUCAUUCAGGAAUGUCAUGAUACCUUAUGGGCUGACACCCUGGGUGGCAAAGAACAUACGCUCUAA